UGCAUCCGUACCUUAUCCCUAUAGUCAAAUGAAGCAGCAAUAUAUGAAAAAGUUUAUAGCAUUCAUAGAUGAGGCGAAUGACCCAUUCAUCGAUGGCUUGAAGAUCCAUCUGGAUGGUGUGACUGUCAUUAGCUCAUCCAAGGAUGGUGAGGAUGGGCACAAUGAUCAGAAUUUGGAUAGAAAUUCUGUGUCAAGACAUGUCACUCACGGUGCGAGGACAAGUAAACUGAGAACAACAGAAAAGACAUCGAUAAUAAAAAAUUUAGAAGAGCGCGUGUUUAUGCUAGAGGAGGCCAUAAAAGAUAUUGUUGAUUUUGUGAAACAAGAGAGGCUAAGGAGAGCAGAAAAGGAGAAGCAUAAGAAGAAAGAAGAAAAUGAAGGUACAAAGUUAACAUUCAUCAGUGAGGGUUUUUUGAGAUGACAAUGGAAUUAAAGAAGUACUGCUUGAGGUAGCAGCUUUGGAAUACGCCUCGAUCAAUGUGAUGAGGUAAUGAUCCCUGAUGAUGCAAUUGUUAUAGAAAAGUAAAAUCCGGAUGAAGGCAAUCAAGAAAAAGAAGAUGGACAAAAUAAAGAGGCUGUUUGUGAAGAAGAAAACAAAGUUGAUAAAUCAGCUGGUGUAGAGAAGGAUAAUCAUGAUGAAGGUAGGCAGUAAAAAGAAGAAAAAAAUAAAAGAACUAUUUGUGAAAAAAAACAAAGAAGAAGAUGGAGAGAAAUUAGAAGAGGAAGAAGGAGAAGGGAAAAAAGCAGUAGAGAAAAACAUGA
This is a messenger RNA of Capsicum annuum, 762 nucleotides long. RefSeq lists its product as uncharacterized. The transcript is spliced from 2 exons. The coding region runs from base 29 to 421 and encodes 130 amino acids. NCBI's taxonomy places the organism in Eukaryota, Viridiplantae, Streptophyta, Magnoliopsida, Solanales, Solanaceae. The record is from RefSeq and is a predicted model, not a curated record.